AAAACGGGUGAGUAUGACGUUGCAGAGAGGUUUGCCUCUUCUCUGGCAGCAGUACACGGCUCUAUUCUGGAAAAACCUUCUUCUCUCAUGGCGGAGCAAGCGAGCCAUGUUCCUUCAACUCUUCUCUUCCUUCUUCUUCAUCCUCCUCAUCUUCUGUAUCCAGAAGAUUAUGGAGAAGAGCUUCGAUUCCUCCACUGCCCAUAAGACUGUUACCGAUCCCACGGCUCUGAUCUCGCCGCCUAUCCCGCCUUGCGAGGACAAGUUCUUCGUUAAGCUCCCCUGUUUCGACUUCGUAUGGAGCGGAAACCAUACCAGGCGAGUGAGAGACAUUGUUGACGCUAUUAGAGCCAACAAUCCAGGGAGACCGAUUCCAGUGGAGAAAGUUCGAUCUUUCGCGACUCCAGAUGAUGUAGAUGCGUGGCUCAUGGCGAAUCCCUUGCAAACUCCAGGAGCCUUGCACUUUAAGGAAAGAAACCCUACAGUGAUCAGCUACGGAGUUCAAACAAAUUCAACACCAGAGACGAAACGAGGAAGGUCCGAAGAUCCCACGUUCAAGUUCCAGAUACCUCUUCAAAUUGCUGCUGAGCGCGAAAUCGCUAGGUCCUUAAUAGGAGAUCCAAAGUUUAACUGGGUUUUCGGAUUUAAGGAGUUUCCACACCCGACUAUCGAAGCCCUUGUUGUGUUGGGCAAAAAAGGACCGAGUUUCUUCCUUGCCAUUGCCAUGUUUGGUUUUGUUAUUCAACUCAGUUCUUUGAUCACUGAGAAAGAGCUCAAACUUCGCCAGAGAAAAUAUUAUAUAAAUGUCCUUGAAGAGGAGGCUUUAGUUAAACAAAACUCAUUGGAGGGCUUAGUGGAUCCGAACAUUGCAGUUCAAAUACGUGGUCUUGCAAAGACUUAUCCUGGGACGACGAAGUUUGGAUGCUGCUGCAAAUGCAAGAAAACUUCCCCUUAUCAUGCUCUGAAGGGGUUGUGGAUGAAUAUUGCCAAAGAGCAACUGUUCUGUCUUCUUGGACCCAAUGGCGCAGGGAAAACAACUACUAUUAAUUGUUUGACAGGCAUCAAUCCAGUCACUGGUGGUGAUGCAUUGGUUUAUGGGAACUCUGUAAGAAGCUCUGUUGGUAUGUCCAAUAUCCGUAAAAUGAUAGGAGUUUGUCCUCAGGUGAGCCAUUUUCUUCUUGUUGCUACAACUAUUUUAUGCUUAUUCAUGAAAUUCUCAUUGUUUCCACAGUUUGAUAUACUUUGGGAUGCUUUGUCUGGUGAAGAACAUCUCCGUCUCUUUGCUAGCAUCAAAGGGUUGACACCUGCAUCAAUCAAUCCGAUGGUUGAGAAGUCACUGGCAGAGGUAAAACUGACAGAAGCAGGGAAAAUCAGGGCAGGAAGUUACAGUGGAGGAAUGAAACGCCGACUCAGUGUUGCAGUUUCACUCAUUGGCGAUCCCAAGCUUGUCUUCCUAGACGAGCCGACUACAGGUAUGGACCCGAUCACAAGGAGACAUGUGUGGGAUAUUAUACAAGAAACCAAGAAAGAUCGCGCCAUAAUUCUAACUACACAUUCGAUGGAGGAAGCUGAUAUUUUAAGUGAUCGAAUAGGGAUAAUGGCUAAGGGUAGGCUUCGUUGCAUUGGAACCUCCAUCAGGUUGAAAUCUCGCUUUGGCACAGGUUUCAUUGCUAACAUUAGCUUCGCUGAGAGCAACAACGAAGAAAACAGCAACAAUGGUGAAACUAGUGCUGCGAACUCACACGAGCCAGUAAAGAAGUUCUUUAAACAUCAUCUCAAUGUCAAACCAGUAGAAGAAAACAAGGCCUUCAUGACUUUUGUUAUACCGCAUGAGAAAGAACAUCUUUUGGCUAAAUUUUUCGGUGAGCUGCAAGACAGAGAAACCGAGUUUGGAAUCUCAGACAUCCAACUUGGUCUCGCAACUCUUGAAGAAGUCUUCUUGAACAUAGCAAGAAAAGCUGAACUCGAAAGCGCAGCUCUUGAUGGAACAAUGGUCACUCUUGAACUAACAUCUGGCUCAUCUGUCGAGAUACCAGUUGGGGCAAGAUUUGUUGGUAUACCAGGAACCGAAACUGAGGAGAAUCCGAGGGGAAUAAUGGUUGAAGUGUAUUGGCAACAAGACGAGUCAGGAUCAUUGUGCAUCUCGGGACACUCCUUGGAGAUGCCAGUUCCUGAAAAUGUUCCUGCGACAGAUCCGGUGGCACAAGGACAUGGCAGGGUAAGCUUGUUGGGACGGAGAAGACGGAGACAACAAGUUCAGGGAACUGUGAUUGAUCCCGAGUUUGUUUCCACUGCUUCACGACGUUUUAGUAGAAGCAGUUCCUUUGAUUCUAAACGUUCUUCAUUGUGAAAUAAAAUCCAACACACACAUCUACAGUUCCUAACUUACCGGUCUUGGUAUGUCUGUAUCUUUGUUGUAUUAUUUUAAACACGGAAAAUAAAUCAUAGCCGUGUUCAUUUAAAUUGUUCCUUUUACGCUAUUAUGAUGUAAAUAAACGGGGGAACAUUUAUACUCCCAU
This is a messenger RNA of Eruca vesicaria subsp. sativa (arugula), 2516 nucleotides long. The record is from the annotation of a GenBank genome assembly. NCBI's taxonomy places the organism in Eukaryota, Viridiplantae, Streptophyta, Magnoliopsida, Brassicales, Brassicaceae.